CGAACGCGCCUUCUGUAUCUCUUAAUGAGCGAGCUCGCCCAACUGAAGUCUGAACUGAAGGCUUGGGAGCGAAAUUUUCGCGAAGAACACGGUGGCCGUGAUCCGACGAAAGAGGAGAGCAAGCAAGAUGCAACAAUUGCUGCAAAGUACAAACGGUAUCGCGCUCUAGUUCGAGAGAGUAAAAAGCCUGCUUCGUCCGAUUCAAAUGCCAACCUGAUGAUUUCUGCUGAAUCUCCUACCAAGUCUUCGGCCAAUAAUCCAUUUUCGCCCGUGAAGCCGAAAAACGCAUCUAACAGCACCAAGGGGCUUCGCAACUCCGUACGCCCAAGCUCUAUGAGGGCCAUGACACCAUCCAGCGGGGAAGAGGAUUCUCCCACUGUCCGACGUAUCGAUGGCCUAUCACGGAACACAAGGAAAAAUAAUCGAUCUGAUGAAGACAAUCCUUUCCUCGUCGACUCUCCAACACAAUUGAGCCAACCGGCCUCCGAAGGGUUAUUCAGUUCAUCAUAUUCUUCUCUACGUGGACAAAGCAGUUCCGUCAAGGUCCCACCAAUCGGUCCGAUACAGAGCUCCAAACGUUCCAGAAUAUCUGAAUCCACCCUAUCUUCCAAUCGGAGACUUUCUACCACAUCUAAUUCAUCAUUCCCAGACACCACCCACUCGGUCGGCACAACGGUAUCAUUCAGCUCCCCGUCCAUCUCAUCAAAAUAUGAUUUCGCACCAUCUCCAUCCAAACUCCGAUCACUUGUGGACCAAACCUCCUCUUCCCUGACGCCCCGUACUAAAGCGCGCAAACGAAUGCGCGGCGAAGAUAUCCCUGUCACACCGGGCGAAGAGAUCAAGCGUAAAAAGAAACGAAGCUCACUUUUCGUCCUUAGUGCAGCAGCUGAAGUAGAUGGCGCAGGCAAGAGUGGCGUAUCUAGAGAUCUGUGGGACGUUCGAGGCGAAGGGGUCAGAAAGGUUCAGCCUCAGUCUGGCGAUAUUUCUGCUGGGGAAGACGGGAUCCUUCGGUCCGAGCCUGGGGAUCAGGAAGACAAUCACGUCGAUGAGAAUGAUGAAGUGUUCCCCGAGUCACCUGUAAAGUUGGCGACAGUUGGAGCGGUAAAACGUUCAUCCGUAUUCCGUGACAAUGGGGAAGAGAUCGAAGAGCGAGGCCGAGAGGUUUUCAGACCACUGUUCGGAGAGUCAUCUCCCCAUCAAACCUCUGGGAGAAGCAUCCCGACGAAGAUCAAACGAAGCCUCCCACCCACACCAAUAGCUAAUGGAUCACCAUCAACUCGUCAUGUGGAUUUCGUUCUUCCCAGUCGGAAGCAGAAGCCGAAUGAUUCGUCAAUCGUCGGUUCUUCGUUGCGCCCCCGACGCAAGUCCCUGAUUACCAACUACAUCACGAACACCUAUGAGCGCAGUCCCCUAUCAGAGGAUGUUGAUAUGGAUCCUCUAAGGGAUGAUGAAGACUUGGACCAGGAUCCAUCACUGCGGCCUUCGCUGACUCCCAGGCCGGUUAAGCUACGAGCACCAUCGCCACCUGACACUACACUUGAUCCACCCAGUCAUGGGAUGGGCAAUAAAGCCAGAUCAAAGAUUCCGAGAGCAACUGGUGAGCGAGGAAGAGAGAAACCGAUGAAAAGCGUUGGUGAUACCGGAGCCGCUUUGGUACCCCGAGAAGCGUCGGGCACUAAGCUCGGGGCUGAUGUGAGAGUCACCAACACUCCAGACGAUGAGGACUAUGGAGACAGUCUGGUACUCUCUCCAGUCAACCUACCUUGGAAUUACGUCGGAAUUGUAGAAGUACCAUUGCCGAGAGCUGCUCAAUCCCGCGGAGAAAUGCCGGAGGAAAGGAACGCCACCGCUGAAAACACCCAACAGUCAUUGUUAAUGCCAGGUGGGAAUGAUGAUGCCGGAAACAGCGGCGACAAGCGGAUGGAUAUGCUUGACGACCCCGAGCUUAUUGUCCACUUGGGCCCACGACCGAAUGAGAUAUUGCCUUUGUCUGUGGAGGAAGAAGAUAUAGGCGAAGGUGAAGGCACCUCAGAUUCGGGAUCGCUAAUGAUUGGGGGCCGCGUUGAGGCUGUACUGAAUGACGAGCUGUGGCGGAUAUUGGAUUUAUCCAAUGGUGCGGCGGGAACAGAUUAUCAUUCCGAGGAUGAACUCGGGACGUUGCGGGACGUACUUAGCGGUGAGGGUGGUCGGCAUUUAUGCCGGCGUCGGCUAGUGGGGGAUAUUUGGCUGGCGGGAGAGGGAGCUUAUGGCGCCGAUGCACACGAUCUCCAGGAAGACUGGGAAAGCGAGCCGGACAUAUUUGCCGAGUUGUGAAGAGAUUGCGUUGAAGAGUAGUGUAGUGAUCUGCAAAUGUGGCUAUGGCUUGUUCCCCAGGGCACGAUCUGUGGCUGAAUUAACACAUCAUUGGGAGGGUAGAGCCAGACAU
Molecule: messenger RNA, 2425 nt
Organism: Cantharellus anzutake
Lineage: Eukaryota; Fungi; Basidiomycota; Agaricomycetes; Cantharellales; Hydnaceae
Exons: 4
Coding region: 25-2313 (762 amino acids)
Biological process (GO): double-strand break repair via break-induced replication; mitotic DNA replication preinitiation complex assembly; DNA replication initiation
Cellular component (GO): DNA replication preinitiation complex
Molecular function (GO): single-stranded DNA binding; DNA replication origin binding
Source: RefSeq, a predicted model, not a curated record